GAGAUUGAAAAAUGUAAAUUUUCUUCCCAUAUUACUGUCCACCAAUAGAGGGCAUACACAAAAAUGCCCAAAAUUUAAGUUUUUGGGCGCUUUGGUGAAUACAAAAAUUAUUCCCUGGUUACUAAUGAAAAAGAAAUUGCAACUGUAUGGAAAUUACUAAUUUUGGUCACAAAAGUGACAUUUAAAUGAUUUUUUAAAGUGUGUGCUGUGUACAGCAUUGGCAUACCAUAUUCCUACCUGUAGAUUCCCCACAGGUAGGAUGGUUGCAGUAAACAAGUGGAUAUAACAUAAUCUACAUGUAUGUCUUCUUGUCUGUAAUGUGUCAAGUAAUGGUCACUGUAUUUCCAAGUUUGCAAAUUAUAUUUGUUAUUUUUGGUUGACCUCUUUAUUUCAUUUACCAAAUAUUCCUUUCCUUAUACCAUUGUCUUUCAGGAAAGUUGACAUGUAGUGCAUUUUUUAAUGAUUUUCUUUAAAAGAAUUAGCCUUUCUUGUAUUGUGUGUUUUACAGUAUUUGAAAAUAAGCACAAUACUUAAAGCAACUUUUUACUUUUUGUCUUGUAUGAUGUAAGAUGUCAACCAAGUAUAAAAUAUUGACUAUUCAUAUUCAAACAUAUGUUGAUAUGAUGCUUGCAUUCAAAUUAUGGUUGAAAAUAUUUGUUCUAUAUUAUUUUUCAAUGAUUUGAUAUUUGUAUAGAAAAUUGAUAUAUUGUAAGUUGAGGUAAUUUUCAGACAUGAUAUGCAAUGGCAUGAUGUGUAUUUACCAAUUCUAUGUAGAAUUUCAACUAAUGGGAACAGAUUUCUUAACCAACAAAGGAUCUAGACACACCUGUAUAUUACUCUCAUGUUCCUAAACACUUAUGAUAAUUAUGGUAACAUUACCACUAUGGUAACUACAUGUACCAUGAUGGAAACAUUGAUUGGCUGCUGAGUCUUGUUACCAUAAUGGCAAAGUUACCACAAUCAUAAAGUUUUUUUAGGAAAUGCUCUUUUGAUGUACUCUUUAGUGUGAUGUUCUGCUAUCGACCAUAAUUUUCCUGAUUAUUAAUUAUUAUCAUUAUCUUUAUAAUUGAGGAUCAAAUCCUUUGCUAUAAUCAGUGAAUGAUUCUCAUCUUUAAUAAGAAGUGAAUUAUAAUAAUCCCCAUUCCCAAGCUAGUGAGCUAAUACCUCAUCCUCCCUCACAUUGCUCUAGCCAUAUGAUAAAUAAUAUCUCAACAAGUGAUUACAGUUAUUGUGUAUGAGAGUGCCAGUAUCUUCUGUCAUAACCUUUAUGUCUUAUUAAUCUGCCAAUAUCCUUUGCCUUUAAUAAUGAAUGAUAUAAAAUUUGUAGGUUUUCCCUGCUCAUGAUAUAUUCUUUAGUCUUUAAUAAGUUUAAUUCAUCCCUGACUGAUGUAAACAACCAAGGAUCAUUUACCCCUCACAAGAAAGACCUCAUCAUCCCCCACCUCUGUACCCACACACAUCAGCCCCCCGCCAUGUGUGCCCACUGUACCUUUCAAAACGUAAUCAACUUGAUGCACUUGCCAAUUCCUUCUCUGAUUAAGAGCUGAUUGAGAGCCGGGGGCCUUUGCACAAAUCUUAUAAAUUGAUCUUGCAGUCAAUUCAAUGAUUGUUAAAUGUGGUCAAUGCAAUCAAUAGUUAAAGAAUUGUUCUUUGAUCAAUUGUUAAGAUUUGUGGAACAGAGCUCAGUUCUCACAGUCUUCCUGUCUGCCCUACCUAUGGAAGCUUCAUCAGUCCGUCCUGAGACAUCGUUCCCUAUACCUUGUUGACCUGGUCAUGUAGCGUUUCAGGCCCACAUACUCUGUUGGAACCAUAUAGGCCUUGAAUAUGCACAGAGAUCAUUUAGGUGUCCCUAGACCUAAGGUCCCAUUCUCCUUGCUAAAGCAGUUAAUGCUCCCCAAAGAGAUUAUUGUAACCUCUCCUUUUAUUGUUUGUAUCAGACCAGAUCAAGUGGUCACUAAUAUUGUGUGCCAAUACUCAGUGAUUGGUUUUCACUAACUAAAGCAAACCAUCAGCAAAGCACACAUACAUGCCCCCCAAAAGAAAACCAUCUCCCCUCCACCUAUACCCAAUGCAGGCCAUACGUUGAAGGGCAGCAGUCGCUUAAUGAUGGGAGCCUCAAGCCACGCCCAGCUGGGCGGUGGUGUUUCACCUGCUGUCUCUAAAAAACACCUUACUCUUGGCUCUCGAUCGGUAGCGACCAGGAACGGCUCGGUCACUGAACAGGACCUGGCCAUCCCAAGGAAGCAAGAGGCGAGGAAGGCUGCCCUCUAUGUCUUUGGCGAGAAAUCUCAACUGAGGAAUUUCAAAUCAGACCAGAGCACCAAAUGUGACUUCAUCCCUUAUGACUACUAUGAGACGAGGCACAUCAAGGCUAGCUUUAAGAAACUGAUGAAGGCUUGUCUCCCUAGUAACCCCAUCACUGACCCUGAGAUGGGCUUUCAUAAGAUGGUUGGAGAAUCAGAAUGGUUGCUUCAGAUUCAGAGUAUCAUGCAACUAGCAGGAGCAACAGUAGAUCUCAUUGAUCUUCAAGGAUCGUCGGUGUGGCUAAGCUUUGAAGAUGGCUGGGAUUUCACUACUCAGGUGAGUUCCCUAGCCCAGCUUCUGAUGGACCCUUACUACCGGACAUUGGCUGGAUUCAAGGUCCUGAUUGACAAAGAAUGGCUAGCCUUUGGUCAUCGCUUCACUCACAGAACCAACCAGACUAUUGCCCAUCAGACCAGUGGCUUUGCUCCUGUCUUUCUACAGUUCCUGGACUGCGUGCACCAGGUUCACUCCCAAUUCCCUCUGUCAUUUGAAUUCAAUCAGUACUUUCUGAAGAUGAUAGCAUACCACUACGUAUCAAAUCGCUUUCAGACAUUCAUGUGGGACUCAGACUACGAAAGAUAUCAAGCAGCAACUCAGGUGUAUGAGGAUAGGAGACCAUCAAGGAUUGAUGAGAGUGGGGAUAGUGACAGCGAGACACCAAGCCCGCCUCUCAAAUCACUCUGGGCUUACAUUGACAAGUAUCAUCCUCGAUCACCAAUCUUCUACAACUUCCAGUUUGCUCCACACACAACAGUAAAUGAUGUCCUAAGACCCUAUACCAACACAUCUAGUCUGAAGAUCUGGGAUUACUUCCUUGAAGAGAAUCUUUACGGUGGACCAUCGUUUGACCGUGAGCUCUUUGAGUCAGCAACCAACGAGGAUAAUGAACAACCCUUAGAACAGACAGAUAGGAGGACUGUCAAUGCUAGUUAUGAUGAUGUAUCACAUGCUGAACCUGACAUACAUAGGUGGCUAUUAGAAGAGAUGAGACAAUUAGAGUCAGACCUUGGUAAGCAACAUAAGAACUGGAAGCAUCUUCUAGAACAUCUAGAAGCAAGGUUUGUGACGAGAAGGAAAAGAACAUCUCAAGCAACGGAGGAAGCACGUGUCCAGAGCAUGACAGCUCAUAAGAAAACAACCAUUGAUAUUCUAGUCAGGGGGAAGAAUAUUGCUGAACCAACACCAAAAGGGUUCAAUUUUCCGCAUCACUUUGAGCCAUGUAGCUACAUGACACCAACAAGCUGUGACUUCUGUAAUCAGAUGCUCUUUGGUGUCGUAAAGCAAGGGUGUACAGGCAUGAAAUGUUCAGACUGUGGUUACAACGUCCAUGAGAAGUGUGUACCUCAGGUCCCAAAGCAGUGUUCAAGGAGGGGUUCCACGAAAGAAAGCUCCGCCCCAACCAGGCAGGUUACUAAGGAAGACUCUAACCCUGCCCACACCCCAACGACAGACAAUGUACGCUCAUUCACAGAGGGCUAUGAACAGUUCAACAACCUAAUAGAUGAGACAAGGUCACAUGAAGGUCAUCUGUAUAAGAGAGGAGCAAGACUCAAAGGAUGGAAGCAAAGAUGGUUUGUCUUAGAUUCACAAAAACAUCAGUUGAGGUACUACGAAGCACGGCAUGAUCCUCAUUGUAAAGGUUUCAUUGAUUUGAAAGAAGUCGAAUCAGUACAACCAGCCUUCUCAAACCCAUCGGCACCUAAGAAAGUAGAGGACAAUUCAUUUUUUGAUCUGAAAACGACAAAGAGAGUGUACAACUUUAUAGCAGACACCAAAGCAGCAGCUGAAGAAUGGAUUAGUAAAAUACAAGACUGUUUAUCAUGAUACUGGACUUAGCAAUACAUUCACAUGUAUGUAUAGCACCAAUGGAUAUUAAAUUCAGAUGUGUUUAUUCACCAGUCUCUUUAUGAACUUUGGGAAAAGAGACUGGACUGUGUUUGUCAUGAUAACAAGACUUUUUAUAUUGGUGUUAUUGUAAGGUGGUGCAGUGAGAUGGGAUAAUACAUGUAUACCAGUCUGUAAGCUCUUGGAGAAAAGAUGAACUCUUGCAAUCAUUAUUAACAUCAGAGUGAGUGCAUUUUACUGUGCAUUUAAACUCUUGCAAUCAUUAUUUACAUCAGAGUGAGUGCAUUUUACUUUGCAUUUAAAAUGCAUGGGAUCAAGUACCAAGCUGUAAACCAUGGGAAAAAGGAUGGACUCUUGAAAUCAAUUUUAACAUCAAAGUAAAUUUAGUAUGUAUUUGUGACACAGGGGAUCAUCUUCAAUCUGCAAACCAUUGGAUGGACUAAUGCAAUCAUGAUGAACAUCAAAGUGAUUGCAUUUUCAGUGCAUUCGAACUGGAUUGUAACAGGAUUAUCUACUAGUCUUGAAAUCAGCAGAAAGAAUGCACUCUUUCGACUGCAUUCUCAUUGCAUCAAGUAUGGAUGUGUUUCCAGUCUCUUUGAACCAUGCAAUAAGACUGGACUCUUGUUCUUCUAUGAUUAUAUCCUGAUGAAGUCUUAACACUGAAAGAAGAGAAUCUGCAACAGUCUGUGAAAUACGCUGAAAGAGUGACAUUUGAUUACUGAAUGCAAUACUAGAGGAAAUGGAGUAUAAGUCAUUUAUAAGGAUAACAUCAAUCUGUGAAGAAUGCUAGAUACUGUUUAAGAUCCAAGAGGCUUUUAAGAUAGUGGUUAACACAGAUAUCAUAUCUGUGGGUGGAUUAUAACUUUUAUAUUAAUAUAUAGAUAAUACCAUUUUUGUUUGCAAUUAGUAUACAUGAAUCCAAUUUCAGAGCACUUUUGGGGUCAUAUAGGGGGUGGGGGGCUCUUAUAGUUGACCAAAAGAACUUUCAAUGUAUUACUAAAUGAGUGUGAUGCCAGUGCAUAAACUAUUUUUUGUUAAGCAAUCUGAAGCCUACCCCCAGCCCUACCCCCGGCCCCACCCCUCUCCCAGUUAACCUGAAUAUCAGCACCCAAAAAUAAUUUCAUCAGCAAAAAGAUUGAUCAGGUCAGAAACUUUCACAAAUUCCAAACAUACUGUUGGCUCCUCGAGUCUACACAUUUCACUGAGUUUACACAUUUUACUGGCUGUAUGUAUAUGGGUGACUUUCCCAAAGUGAUUUAUUUAUUCAUAUGGAAGGUUGCAAGGCUUUCAGAUUAUAAUAGCUUAAUCAGUUCAUGAAGUAAAGUAAGAAAGGGGAUAGAUAUGCAAAUUUGUUAAAAUUUGAAGUGGAAGUGCUCUGUAACAUUUAUUUGAAGCCUUAUUUAGGCAAAGGAUAUUUUGAUUUCAGGACCACCAUGCAGAAUCAAAUCAAACUAUAUAAAAUGUGAAUAACAAAGUCUCAAGAAUCCAAAUUCUAAAAAUAAAAACUGUACAAGCUUGAGAGGAUGUUCGACCCCUACCUAAGGCUUUCAGCUCAUUAAAAUGUGAGUAAAUCUUUGCUUUGCAGAAAAAAACUACUAUUUCUAGAAGAGAAUUAAAGUCUUUUCUUUUGUCACUUAAAUCACUUCUAAUGUGGAUACUUGCUUGUUUCAUCCCAAGUUAAGAUAAACCAAUCAUUCCCCAUUUCUACAAGUCAUUAUGAAGAUACCUGAGAUGUAUUAUAGCUAUGCUAAGAAACAAGGGUCAUAAUGCAGAAAGAUCAGCAUUGUACCUAUCAGAAAGAAAGAAGUCAAUUUAAUGCAACUGCUGAGGAAAUAGUAACAUAUUAGCACAUAAGAUUCAUAUUAGCACACAAGAUUUAUUUUAGCAAAGUAGGUUGCAUUUCUGUGUGGAUUUGGUCUUAAUGUAGCUGUUCAUACAUGGGGACCUUGUAUGAAAAGGGUAUAAUACAUUCUUUUUUUCCAAGCUUGAACACGGCUUAUCGACCUUGAUUUUCCUUAUCUAAUUUUUUCAGGUAUAAACUAAUAUUUUUACUUUCGAAGUACAGUCAGUCAUGCUAUAUGUUAUAAUUGCAGUUGAAGUUGAUAUCCCUGAUUGGUAAUUUUAUAUAUAGCUUUUAGCCUUAUUAUAAUUUUUUUAUUUUAUCAAAACCAUUUUGCAAGAAGCUGAAGGAAAAUGUAUGCAAGGUCUUGUUUUUUACUCUAAGAAGUAAAGACAUAUAAAGGAACGUUUUUAUGAAUGGACUGAUCCAAUGUUUUAUCCAGGCCUUCUCAGCCAAUCAAAAUGAAGGAAAUCUGUCAGAUCUGACAAGUUGUCGGACGACAAACAUUGAUGAAACGAUCCCCUUAUUUGAUUAGGCUGAUUUUUAAGAGAAAUCCAUUGAUCCAUUUUGCUAAAGAUCCUGUUGCGUACAUAUUAAUAGAGAGUUUUCACAUUUACUAUGGGUGGCUCCCUACAACGCACCAAUUCCUUAAAAAAUGCAAUUAGACUCACAAUAGAGAGCUGAGAGGCUUUUUUCCAAACUUGGUGGACCGGGGAAGCAUCAGAAUCUCAUGACUCUGGACAACGACAUAUUUGCAAUUGUUCGUCCAGUGCAAAUUUUCGGAUGAUCUGCUGUCCCGGUCUGCCAACUUUCGACAAAAGCCUCUCGGCUCUCCAUUGUGUUUGGACUUGCAUUUUCAAAGUAAUUGGUGCGUUGUAGAGAGCGGCCACGGAGCAAAUGCUAAAACACUUUUAUUUCAUUAAUACAAAUAUGCACUAUACACUAUUAACUCAAGAAAGUGAGUUUUAAUUGAAGAGGUCUGCAAAGAUGAAUAAUGAAUAGAUUACUUUAAUCCUCAUGAAUAAUGAAAUCUUAAGGGGUUUGUAUGGAUGAUCUCAUUAAUCUGAAUUUCAGUUUACUGUAUAGCCAUGGUCUAAACCUGUGGUUUUCCUUUGGAUAGCGGUAUGCGAGACAAUUCUCUUCCAUUUGACAUUCAAUUUAUCGGUACAUCUUAAACUUGUUGGCCCGUAUUCUUAAGUUGGGUUUAACUUAAACUCAGGUUUAAAGCUGUGGUUGAAGUAUGAUUAGCCAAUUGUGACAUAAAUCAUUAACAGUAGAGAUAUCUUAUUUCAGCUCAUUUGGCUCUCAAAUCAUUCAUAAUUGUCUAGGAAGUAUAAAAAGAUGAUUGUCUUCACCAUCGAUGAAUCAGGAAAGAGCACAGUAAACAUAAAACACAAACACCUUUAUAUAAAUUUUGACACUUGGCUUCCCAUAAUUUUAGCACAGAGUUAGACCAUGGUCUAAGUUAGACCCGACUUCAGAAUACGGGCCAAACUGUUUACUGUAAUAACUAUAAUUUUGUUCAUCAUCACAGCAUGAAAAAGAAUGCAGUAAAAGCAAAGAAUAAACUCAGUGACUGUUUGGCUUCCCACUGUUUUUUAGCACGGACUUGAAGAAAUGGGUCCAGCUAAACGAGAGUCCAAUAAUGCAUCAAUGUACUCAUAAACAGUUAGAUAGCAUCUUUAUGAAGGCUUAUUUCAUUGCACUUCUAACCUAGCAGGGAUAAAAUGGGAUGGUCUCACCCUUGAAAGCCUUUUGUGGAAAUGAUCCUAGUCUAAAAAUAUGUUAAUAGAAAUGAAAAGAGUUAUAUAUCAAUGAUAAAGUAGUGAUAUUGAUGUAUAUAGGCAUACAACAUUUUCUGCCUUUUGUUAUCUCUUAAAUUAUAGUACUAAUUUCUGUAGGCUAGAGAUUUUUUUGUGGUAGUAUAUAUCUAUAUAUAAUAACCUGUAAUAUAUUGAAAUUAAGUUGCUUGUACAUACAUUGUGUAUAUAUUCAAACUGUGAUAUAUAUAAUGUAUCUGAACUAUUUAAAUAAUGACAAGUAAUAAUGGUAUCUGUUUUUUCCUCUCCUGGUUUAAUAAUCUUUGCCAGGAUGAUUUGAAUUUUAAUCUUUGUCUACUACUUUUGACUAUGAAGUGUGCAAUGGUAGUUUGGAACAUGUAUCUAAGAAUAUAAUAUAUUGUUGUGUAUAUGAAUAAGUGUUAUGGCAAGGUGAAUAUUAACUAAUUGUCUGAAGUUUUCUUAUUUUAUUUCAAAAGAAUGGGAAUGGUAUUUGAUGAUGUUCAAUGCAAUAACUUGGUCAGAGAGCAAUGUAGCAGUGUUUUUCUUUUGAAAAAAUGAUAUUUUAUUUUGAUAUUUCUAAUCUGCUUAAUUUGUAACUUAUCUUGUUAAAGUAUUUGGGGUAAAAAUGGUUACAAUCAAGUCAAAGGGUUAUAUAGGAGCGCCUCGAGCACCUAGCAAGGUGGAUACAUGCGCUUUACAAAUCCUAUAUUAUUAUUAUUAUCAUUAUAUCAUACCAAGAAGAAAUUAACAUGGCAGUUAGAUGUCAAUUCUUGUAUUGUCCUGCAUGCAAUCUCAAUUUGUUUUGUAAAUCUUGAAAAUAUAUUUAAUGAUGGGAAAAACUGAGGACCCUGCAGAUAUGGGGCUUUAUAAUCCCCCUAACAAAGAAAAAUCCCCCUUAUGACAAUAUAAAUUGAUAUGCAAGUCCUAUAGUUCUGCCCCCACUCCCCCCUCAUAUUCCUCUAGCCAUUUGUUUUAUGCUCUAUUCCUGUCUCAGUCCUAUACUAUUGACUUUUCACACUCCACUGUACUAUCAAAUUAGUCAAAUAUUUUGAGUAAAAAUAGAAGACCAAAAGUUAUUUUUUGAAGUUCUUGGGGCAGUCUCCUCCACCAGAGAAACACACCAGUGCAUACUCCCUCUUUAUAGAUAUUUCCCCUUCUCACAGUACCCCUCUUUCUCAACCACCAGUUCGUCAGCCUUGCAUUUUAUCUAUUGAAGUAAUAUACACACUUAUAAACCAUUCAGUGUGGAAAAAUGAUACUUGUAAUUACCCAGUGUAGUACUCACAUUUAAAAACCUUUAUAUUGUACAUGUAGACCAGAUUCAAUUAUAUCUUAGACACAUUAUCUACUCCCUGGGGAGUAUUUAAGUCAGGUGCCAAUCAAACUACCAUAUCGACUGAAUUGUCCAUAUUUCCACUUUUAACUAUGGAAGUACAGUUACUUUUUUUUUUUUUUUGGGGGGGGGGUUAGGAAUCUACAUUUUAAUGUUGUUUAUCAUGCCCCUUGUCUAUUUCUCUCCCUCUCUUUUUAGUUAUUUUUUGUUCCCUGUUCUCUUUCUUUGUCCCUCUCUUUUCCUCUCCUUCUUCCGACUUAUUAUGUAUCUAAAUAUCCCACUCUUUUAUUUCCUUUUCCAUGUUCUCUUUCCUUUCUGCUUUUCUCUUUCCUAUCCCCUUCCCAUCUCUUUCGGUGUCUCCUUCCCCUUUCCCUUAUUUCCUACAUUAUAGACCAUUCUCUCAAUUGUUGGAUAAUCAAAGUAAAUGUGAAAUUUUAUCACAUGCAUUUAGACAUUCUGGACAUGCUCCUAAAGAAAUAUUGCAGUUAACCAUCACAAAAGUGCAUAUUCUGCAUGUUAAUCAUCUUAACAAAAAUGCCACAAUAUCAUUGCUAUUUCUAAUACCCAAUGUAUCUUAUUUAUUGAUGAAAACGUGAGUAAAUUUUGAAGAGAACAGUAAUUUUAAAAGAUGCAGACAUCUGCGUGUAAUGCUCCUUUUUUUAAAUUUGCGAAUCUUGGUUCCAUGAAUUGUUUUUAUCAGAUGAGAUUCGGUCAUUCGAUUUGUAUUUUAUUCAUCGUCAUGUUUCAAACAAAGAUAAAAACUUAUUUGUAAGAAACAAAAUAU
Messenger RNA from Lytechinus pictus (painted urchin), 9887 nucleotides. Its product is annotated as myotubularin-related protein 13-like. Gene Ontology annotation, cellular component: cytoplasm; membrane. The record is from RefSeq and is a predicted model, not a curated record. Bases 2104 to 4128 code for a protein of 674 amino acids. The transcript has 13 exons. NCBI's taxonomy places the organism in Eukaryota, Metazoa, Echinodermata, Echinoidea, Temnopleuroida, Toxopneustidae. Gene Ontology annotation, molecular function: guanyl-nucleotide exchange factor activity.